GAUUAGUUUGGACCAGGAUUUAACCGUGUCACUCAACCUGUUUGACAGCUAUAGUUCGUUUGACUGGGCAUAACAAGCAAGAUCAUCAUCUGAUGAUCCAUCGACUAUUGCAUUACUCCAGGUGUAGUAUAGUUGUCGUUUGCAUUGCUAACUGCAGCCAUCUCCUCCAGGGUUGGACCUGUUUGAACAGAACGUCGGUGCACCAAGAACCGCCCGAUAAACUCGUACUUUUGAGAGGGAGCUCUUCAGCCUGCUUCAAUAUUCCUUCGCUGAUGAGCGCGUCGACGAGCCGCAAGGAAAGUAAAAGCGGUCCUGUAAAUAAUGUGAUAAACAAUCAAAUUCAGUCAAAUUCGUUUACCCGGUGGCGCAUCUUAGUUCAGAUGAUCAGUCACGCUGGACAGACCAGGGGUAUAAGGAACCCUUACUUGCUUCUAGAAAGCAAGGAAACUCAGCGAAGACAUACGACAUUUCUUAUCAGAAAGGCAUUUGGUUCGAUGGAGGUUGACAUGAUGGAAUGAUUGGUUCUACCGCAGAAAAUAGAUCAGUUGGUACAAAUGGGGUACUUGGGCGACACAGCCAGUCAUGGAACGAUGGCGGAAUAUUCAUCAAAUUAACAAAA
Molecule: messenger RNA, 619 nt
Organism: Suillus plorans
Lineage: Eukaryota; Fungi; Basidiomycota; Agaricomycetes; Boletales; Suillaceae
Exons: 1
Coding region: 93-518 (141 amino acids)
Source: RefSeq, a predicted model, not a curated record